AUGGGUCGUGAUACUGUCUCGGUCGUCAGUAAUGGUGAUCCGUCAGCAAGCACGUAUGCCACGCCAGAGGAUGCACCUCCGACGUAUGAACUUGCUACCAGUGACCGGAACACGAUAUACACGCCUCCGGCUUCAGAGGCUUCAUACUCGACACGAGCGUCGAUACCGUUAGGUGCAGAAUCACAAUCACUCGGAAAUGACCGGCAUGUCUCACUUUCAGGGCGGCAGGAGCUUGUGCCUGCUGGUAGCUCCGAGGUGCGAGUCCAAGGCGAACCCCAAAUUCCGAUAAGACCUCCUUUCGCUCCAGGCAAGCAUUAUGAGCGUCACGAGACCAGUCAACCCAUCCAUGGAACAUUCACCUUACACGAUAGCCUGGAUCUCAGCACAACCAGUGGAAGCAUUGGCAUCAGUAUCGAUGUGAUGCCAGGACCAUAUCCAGCUACAUUGAAGCUCAAGAGCACAUCUGGAAGCAUCAACGUUACAGACAAGCAGUACGACGUUGCACAAUCUCGUUGGGGAUCUCGGCAAAAUUCCAGUUGUGGUCCUAGAGGUCCUGGACCAUUGAGUUUUCUAUUUGGGUGGGCACGACAACGUCAGGAUGAGGUCCGGACCAUCGAGCAGCCACCAAUACCAAGCAGCGAUGAUCCCAGGAAACAGGCGGGUCAAGAUGGCUUCCCCUUACCACAGCAGCAAGAUCCAGAAGUUGAACAAGUCCCACGUGGCGCGCGAGUCAUUCAUACAACGAUCGAGACGUCGAGUGGUAGCGUCAAUGCUCAACUCGCUCAGAAACCAGGAUAA
Messenger RNA from Lithohypha guttulata, 798 nucleotides. RefSeq lists its product as uncharacterized. NCBI's taxonomy places the organism in Eukaryota, Fungi, Ascomycota, Eurotiomycetes, Chaetothyriales, Trichomeriaceae. The transcript has 2 exons. Bases 1 to 798 code for a protein of 265 amino acids. The record is from RefSeq and is a predicted model, not a curated record.